Messenger RNA from Neopsephotus bourkii (Bourke's parrot), 1552 nucleotides. It is a transcript of the gene CACNG1, whose product is annotated as calcium voltage-gated channel auxiliary subunit gamma 1. NCBI's taxonomy places the organism in Eukaryota, Metazoa, Chordata, Aves, Psittaciformes, Psittacidae. The coding region runs from base 288 to 968 and encodes 226 amino acids. Gene Ontology annotation, molecular function: voltage-gated calcium channel activity; calcium channel regulator activity. The transcript is spliced from 4 exons. Gene Ontology annotation, cellular component: L-type voltage-gated calcium channel complex; membrane. The record is from RefSeq and is a predicted model, not a curated record. Gene Ontology annotation, biological process: regulation of calcium ion transmembrane transport via high voltage-gated calcium channel; calcium ion transmembrane transport.
AGAGUUUACGGCCUUUGAGCAGCGGCUGAAAGCGACUGGGAGCGAGCGCCCGCCCCGCCGGCUCGUGGGAAUCCAAAGCAAUCCCGGUGGGACGGGGCAGAAAGCCGAGCUCCGCCGGCACUGCUCUCCCCAUGUGCAUUAAUAGCCUCCUCCCUGCGCAGCUGACACAGCCCGGCAGCUGCCGGUGGCCAUCCCGCUCUCCCUGCUGACACUUCCCAGCGCUCGGAUGAGCCGGGGUUUGGGGAGCGCUCGUGAAUCAGCCGCUGGGAGCACCGCUGUGGAGCGGGAUGGAUGAGAGCAAACCCCUGAAGGUCCGGCUGACGUUCCUCGUGAUCCUGGUGGGCAUCUCGCUGCUGUUUGCAGCCGUAGUGACGGACCACUGGGCUGUGCUGAGCCCCAAAGUGGAGAACUUCAACACCACCUGCGAAGCGGCUCAUUUUGGGCUAUGGCGGCUCUGUACAAAGAGGAUUUUUGUGCACAAUCAAGACCCCAAAGAGAAGGCCUGCGGGCCAAUCAGCCUGCCAGGAGAACACAACUGCUCCUACUUCAAGCACUUCACUCCAGGACAGAGCUCAGAGAUAUUUGAAGUAACCACGCAGAAAGAGUACAGCAUUUCAGCUGCAGCCAUUGCCAUCUUCAGCGUUGGCUUUGCGAUCAUCGGCACAAUCUGCGUCCUCCUAUCCUUCAGGAAGAAGAGGGACUAUCUGCUGAAGCCAGCAUCCAUGUUCUACACCUUCGCAGGUCUCUGCAUCAUCAUCUCUGUUGAAGUCAUGAGGCAAUCCGUGAAGAGGAUGAUCGACAGCGAGGAGACGCUCUGGAUCGAGUACAGUUACUCCUGGUCCUUCGCCUGCGCCUGUGCCUCCUUUGUCCUGCUUUUCAUCUGUGGCAUUGCCCUCCUCCUGAUCGCGCUGCCUCGGUUCCCCCAGAACCCCUGGGAGACCUGCAUGGAUGCGGAACCGGAGCACUGAUGCUCCCAGCACCCAUAGGAAAAUAAGGAAAGUGUUGUGAAAAGAUUUGUAUUUUUUAAUGUAUCCGGGUCCCGCUGUACAAUGUGGGCUCCAGUAAUGAGGUCAUUACUGAACCAAGGCAUGGUCAAUGUAAUUAUUGCUUUGUUUCCUUAUUCUCCCCCCCUCUUUUUUAAAGAGAGCAGAAAAAGGAGUUAGCACACGGUGAGCGGGGGGUGAAUGGCAUUGCUCUGUGACCAGCUGGGGAUCCCCGUCCUAAUGCAGUUGGGAGAAAAUCUCUGUGUGAGACAUAGAGAAGACAGCUUUCUUAGGGAGAUGAUGUUUGGUGCAGAUCCAUGAGGAAUACUGGGCUUAGACACCUCACUUAGAAAUAGACAGUGGGAAAUUGCAGCUCCGCGGGGUGUCCGUUUCCCUGCUCAUGCUGUACUCCUCUUCCUCCCUAAGAAGACUGAGCUCACCACUGCGGAAUAACUUGGGCAUCCUUAUGCUGUUCUAUUAAACUGUUAAAAUAUGGGAUUAAAAAAAACCCAAACCAAACCAAAAACGUUGCCUUGCAUUGGGAUAAAAUUUUCUCCUACCAACUUACA